This is a messenger RNA of Megachile rotundata (alfalfa leafcutting bee), 6079 nucleotides long. RefSeq lists its product as uncharacterized. Gene Ontology annotation, molecular function: ATP hydrolysis activity; ATP binding. The record is from RefSeq and is a predicted model, not a curated record. Lineage: Eukaryota; Metazoa; Arthropoda; Insecta; Hymenoptera; Megachilidae. Gene Ontology annotation, cellular component: nucleus.
CUUUCACCACCUUUGUGUAAAGACUCGAACGGGGUACCGACACAAUUGAGUAUUUUGAUCAAUUACAACUGUCUUACGUGUAAAAAAAAAAAAAUGCUUUCGUAUACAUGCAGUAUAAAGUAACAUAAGUAAAAGAAAAUGAAGAAAAUAAUGGGAUCAUUACAUGAUGAUGAUUCUACUUCUGCAGAAGAUGUUCGGGUUUCUUUCAAUACCAGCGCUAUGGAUUCACGUAAGAUAGGAAGCACUGAUGCCACUUCUAUUAAGAAUUCAACUAAAAGACCACAAAAAAAAUGUUCUUCGUCAUCUGAAACUAAUUAUUCUAGUGCAAAUGAUGAAACUAAAGAGAAAUGGAUGUCUAAUAAACAGCAGUCAAAGCUGGACAAACAAGAAAAUAAUACAAAAAACAAAAAAGCUAUUUGCACUAAUGUAAGAAGAAAAAAUUAUAAAAAUAAGGAAUCAAAAUGUAGUGAUUCAGAAGAAGGAAAACAUUCAGAAAAAGGUCAAAAGAAGCAUUCAAUCUCAAAAUCGAGUCGAAGAAGUUUUAUCACUUUAAAUAAAGAUGAAGCUGAUUCUAGUUCUGGAAAAGAAUUUCAAAAGUCAAAAUUUUCUCGUCAUAACAAUCUUAUAAAGAAAGUGUCUGGAGCUAAUAAGAAUGACGAGUCAGAUUCAUCAUUUAAAAAACAUACAGAAGAGAAAACCAUGAUCAGUAAAAAGCAAAGUUUAUGUUUUAAAUCUCGUGUUAUGAAAAUUUUAAAUAGAUUUAAAGAAGUUUGUUCUGAUUAUGAAUUACGGAUGGAACAUGUAAAAUGGAAACAUUUAAAAAAAGAAUUAGUGUAUCAAGAAUCUGCAAAUAAUAUUGUAAACAAAUCAAAAAGUUUGAUUAAUGAACUUAAAUUGGAACUUGAUAUCCAAGAAAAGGAAUUAAUAAAUUUUUAUGAAGAAUGGAGUAAAAAUUGUAGUAUACAGAAUACAGAUCAUGAAGAUAGUUCUUCAAGUGAAAAUGAAGUAUUAGAAAAUACAAAUAAGAAAAUACCAGAUAAAUCAAAGAGUAAUUCAAAAGAAGGAAGUAUAGUUUCAGAAUAUGAUAAUGCAGAAAUAUUUUCUGACACUGAAGUAAUAUCUACCAAAACAAAUAAAAAAAACAACAAGGAAAAUGAAAGUUCAUCAGUUGCUGAAACAGAAAAACUUAUAGAUGAUGAUACUGAUGAAAACGUAUCAAGAGUUAUAUCACCAAUUUUAGGUAGUAAAACUGAGAAAGAAAUAUGUAAUAAAAUACAUACAAAAGAUGCUUCAAGAACUGUUUUGAACGAAAAAGUUUCAAAAGUAUCUCAUAACAAUGAAAAUAAACAAGUCGAGAAUGAAUCUUUAGAUGACAUAUUUGAGGAAAGUACAACUAAUGAUGCAUCUACUUGCAAAUCAGUUAAAAAUAAAAAUUUGCUUUCAAAUGAUAGCUUAACACAAAGUAUUGAUACAGAAUCUCAACUUAGUGAAGCAACAAUAACUAUAGAAGACACUGUAGGAAGUAAUACAAACUCAACUACUGUACUAACUGAUGCUCAGAAAACAUCGGAAUCGACUAAAAAUGAUGAAGAUAAUUCUCUUCCAAAAGUUGUUAAUAAAGGACAAACCGAAAAAGUACUCUUAGAAUCAGAUCAGGAAACACCUUCAAAUGAAGAGUGUCCUAUUAAAAAAUCAUCUACAAAAUCUUCAACCAGUAAUUCAAAUGAAAAAGGCAAAUCAAAAGUCAAAGAAAUAAAGUCUAAUAGCAAACAAGAUAAUAAAGUACAAAAUAAGUCCACUUCUAAUGAUACUCCAUCAGAUGAGCAAGUUGAAAUUAUUGAUAUAGAAAAUUCUGUUAAACGUACACUUUUAGAUUCAAAUUCAGAUGAUUCUAUGGAUUUCUCUUCUGACAAAAAAAUGUCUGACGAGAAAGAUGACGAGCUAGAUGAUAAUAGUGAUGAUAUGCAUGCAAAAGCAAAGUUACUAAUUUCUUCAAACAGUGAAAGCUCAAGUUUAAGUUCUGAUAGUGAUGAUAAACUACAGUCUACAAAAGUGAAUUUACCGUUAAAAAAAAGUAAUACAAAAAAUAAAGAUUUAGUUACAGAUACUUCAGAUUUUGAUGGAAGUGUAGGGGGAAGGGUGAAAAAAAGACGAUAUUUACUCAAAGACGAACAUAAAGCCGAUAAAAAAUUAAAUAUGGCCUGCCGCGUUGUUUUAGAAAGAUUGCCGAGGAGUAUUCUUAGGAAACAUGCGAAGGCGUUGCAAAAAUCACGACAGUAUUUGGAGUGUAAACAGAUUAAAAGUCUUAUUAAUGUGGAUAGACUGCAAAAAAAUCAAGGAAAAAGCUGUGCAUCAGGACAAAUUUCAUCCAAGAAAAAAUUAGCAGCAAAAGAAACAAAAGAUUCCCUCUUAGAUCAUUUAGAGAAAGUAAAAAAUGGCGAGUUUGUUGAAGAUGCGGACAAGAAUGCUCAUUCAGAUAGUAGUACUAGUACAAUUCUGUUACCACGAGCUAAUAUUCAAACUAACGAUCAAUUAAUGUUAGAAGCAGAUAAAGCUACAAAGAACAUGCUUCUAAAUUCUUCCGAUUCAGACACUGAACAUCAAAAAGCCUCCUUAGAAGUUCAUGAUAGUGAUAAAGAAAAGGACAAGAUAAAGGAUAAAUCAAGAAGACCUUCUGCAACAAAGACAGAAAAGAAAGACGAUGACGAGGAAGAUGAAGAAAAAAAGAAGAAGAACAAAUGGAGACGAAACAAGAUAUUGACAAUGAAGCUUUCUUCAGAAACUGAUUCAGAUGCUGAAAAAGCAAAGUGGAAGAGGACUCAAGAGAAACUGCGAGAAAAACAGGAAGAAAAUGAUGAUCAAGGUUCAAACAUUGAGAAUAAAAUAGUUACACGCAAAAGGAAAAAUCGUAGAAAAAUUGUGGAUUCUGAUUCAGACACAAUGGCAAUUAAUUCCGACACGAAUUCUGAUUCUUCUGUCGUAUUGGAAGAAAAUUCAUCUUCAGACAGUGACGCUUCAACGAAGAAGCAACAGAAAAAAACACGUAAACGUAAAACGCGUAAAUCUUCUGAUACAGAUUCCUCAUUUGCGGAAAAAAGAGCAAAACCGAAAAGAAAACGAAUAAAAAAUGUAAGUACCGACAGCGAUGAAAAUGCUGAUGACGCACUUUCAAAUUCGCAAGGAACCCCUGGAAAGAAGAGUCGUAAAAAUAUUCGAAAAGUCAUGAAGGACAAACAAGUUGCGGAUGACACAAAGCAAGCUGCUAAAGAAGAAGAAGAAAGACUUAAACGCAUUGCUGAGCGACAAAAAUUGUACAAUGAAAUGUAUGAAACCAGAUUGGCUAACGAAGAAAAGGUAGACAAACUUGUAUUAGAUUUUGAUCCUGAAACAAAAGAAGAACUUUUAAGCGUUCACGAGGAUUUAGUGAAACGUUUGAAACCUCACCAAGCUAAGGGAGUAAAAUUCAUGUGGGACGCAUGUUUUGAAUCUAUUGAAAGAAUGAAGUCUUCCCCAGGAUCUGGAUGUAUAAUUGCACAUUGUAUGGGACUUGGCAAAACUCUUCAAGUAAUUGCAUUGACGCAUACACUUUUAGUACACGAAGAACUUGGUGUUAAAACAGUUAUGAUUGUUUGUCCUUUAAGUACGGUACUUAAUUGGAGAAAUGAAUUCAAUCUGUGGUUGAAAGAUAUCGAGCAUGAUAUUGAAGUUUAUGAACUGACCAAAUUGAAGCAAAAUUCAGACCGAAGGUAUAUGUUAGAAAGUUGGCAAAGGACUGGUGGUGUACUUAUCAUUGGAUAUGAAAUGUUCAGAAAUCUCAGCGGUACCAAUAACAGAAUGCGGAAGAAUAUGAAAGAAUCAGUCUUAAAAUGUUUAAUAGAUCCUGGUCCAGACAUAAUAGUUUGUGAUGAGGGUCAUUUAUUAAAAAACGAAGAUACCGCUCUAAGUAAAUCAAUGAAUCGUAUAAAAACAUUAAGGAGAAUUGUACUAACAGGAACACCUCUGCAAAACAACUUAAUAGAAUAUCAUUGCAUGGUACAGUUUAUAAAACCAAAUCUUUUAGGAACAAAAAAAGAAUUUUUAAACAGAUUUGCAAAUCCAAUAACGAAUGGUCAGUUUGAUGAUUCUACUGAAUACGACGUUAAAUUAAUGAAAAAACGUGCUUACGUUUUACACAAAAUGUUGAAAGGUUGUGUUCAGAGAUUCGAUUAUUCAGUAUUAAUGCCAUUUUUACCACCAAAACAAGAAUAUGUUAUUUUUGUAAGUUUGACAGAAGUGCAAAUUAACUUAUAUCGGCACUAUUUGGAAAAUUUCGCACGACAAAAACGCUCUGGUGGUGGAUUUCUAUUCACUGAUUUUCAAGCGUUACAAAGAAUAUGGACGCAUCCUUUAGUUUUACAAUUGAACGCAGAAAAAGUAGAAAAAAUAAAUGGUAGAAGAUAUACUAGUGAUUCUGAAGGCUCAUUAAGGAGUUUUAUUGACGACGAUACCGAGACAACUACAACUACUAGUAGUUCCAGUGAUGAAAAUGACGAUGACGUUCAGGCUAUUGACUCUGAUGUUCCAAAGAAAAGUACAAGACAAAAUAAAAUAGAGCCCGAGGUUACUCCAAAAGUAGAAGAGAGUGAAGUAAAAGAAGAGGCGUGGUGGUCACAAUUUGUUCAACCAGAACAUUUUGAAGACAUAAGAGUUUCCUCUAAGUUGUUACUUCUAUUUGGUAUUUUAAAAGAGUGUGAACAAAUUGGGGAUAAAAUAUUAGUAUUUUCCCAGUCAUUAUAUUCAUUGACACUAAUUGAAAGAUUUCUUGAGAAGAUCGAUAACGAAACACAAAAUGGUACGAGUUCGGAAUGCAUCGAUGGUCAUAGCGGUAGUUGGUCAUUAGGGUUAGAUUACUUCCGAUUAGAUGGUCAAACAUCAGCUGAAAACAGAAAUACUUGGUGUAAAAUCUUUAAUCAACCCUCAAACAUGAGAGCAAGAUUAUUCUUGAUAUCGACACGAGCAGGUGGAUUAGGAAUUAAUUUAACUGCUGCAAAUCGAGUGAUUAUUUUUGAUGCAAGUUGGAAUCCGUCUCACGAUGUACAAAGUAUAUUCCGCGUAUACAGAUUUGGUCAAAAGAAGCCAUGUUACGUGUAUCGGUUUCUAGCGGCUGGCACAAUGGAAGAGAAGAUCUAUAAUCGACAAGUGACAAAAUUGUCACUUUCCUGCAGAGUUGUUGAUGUACAACAAAUAGAACGUCAUUAUAGCAACCAUGAUUUAAGUGAACUGUAUAAAUUUGAACCGAAUCCGAAUAACGGAGAGAAAACUUUGAAUUUGCCAAAAGAUAGACUAUUAGCGGAAAUAUUUUUGAAAUAUAAAAAGUAUGUGGAGAACUAUCACGAACACGAUUCACUUUUAGAGAAUAAAGCUGAAGAAGAAUUGAACGAAGAAGAAAGAAAGCAAGCGUGGUUAGAGUAUGAAGAAGAGAAGAAAGGAAGGCAAAUGCCACCACCUCAGACAAUGACACUUUAUCCAAAUAGUGUAAUGUUGAAUCAAUAUAAUUUAACAUCACCACUUGAUAUCACUACGGACUAUGAAAAACUUCAAGAACUUAUUCGAAAAGAUUAUCCAAAUGCAACGCCAGAGUAUCAGCAAAUGGUAACUGCUCGCGUUUUAACAGAUAUGUACAAUUAUUGGGAACAACAAACUUAUAAUUCCAAUAAAAGAUUAAUAGAACAGAAUCUAAGUACAAAAGCACCAAUCCUGAGAGCACAGAUGCUGAACGUGGCUCAAACGUCCUAUGGAUUACAUAAUGCCACUUUGAAACCUGCAAAUCCUGUAAUCCCUACAACCCCUGCAAGUUCUGAUAACGAUGUUAUAGAGAUUAUAUCUCCUCCAACAAAUAAAACAAAUAAAAGUAAAGAAGAGUGAGUAAGAAAAAGUAAAUAUUGUUAAUGUAGGUUAGGAGAACCUAACAUCAACAUCACUUGAACAAACAAGUUUUGUAUUGUUUUGCAUAAUAUGAAAACUGUUUGAUAAUCUAUUAUCCUAGCUACUUACAUUUUAAUUCAAAGAACGUUUAAUAUUUUAUAUUUAUAUAUUACAC